ACCCGGUUGCCCUCGUGACCCGGAAGGCUGCUCCGCCUUCCCUUCCCUCCUCCAUGACUCCGUCCCCGCGGCCGGGACCGUAUCUUUGGCCGGGACUCGCUUGUUGGCGCCGCGCCGAUCACAGAAGAGGAGGCCUUGCCUGCGUCGUCCUGCUGCCGCGUUUGUGGGCGCUGUGCCGGGCCGUGGUGCGAGGACGGCGCGUUGAUGACCAGGGCUUGGAGCUGAGCCGCUCGGCCUCCCUCGGUGACUGCGAGCCACUGGCAGCAGCAGUUGGUGGAACAAGCCUUUGACUGCAUGGAAAUGGUGUUCUGAAAAAUUAUAAGCAAUGAGUGACUUUGAGUUCAUCUUUUGCAGCUGGCAAGGUCGAAUGUGGCCUGCAAGAAUACUGCUGAAGUCUGGCAUUUCUCCCACUGAAACACCCGAGACAAAUUCAGAUUGUUUAGAUGUCCAAAUAAUAUGCUUGGAUAAAAGAUUAAGAGUUAAUCGCACAGACACAAGACCAUUUGAGGAAGAACAAGCCAAAACCAUUAGCAGUGGAUUAGUGUGUAGAGAACACUUCACUCAUGAAGAAGCUUUGGAGGAAUUGACUUACAGGAAGGCACUUCGAAUUGCCUUGAACAUUUUAGCUGGCAAUGACUCCUAUUUGCCUCCAAUGACGAUAAAAGAACCUGUAUUGGCAAAGACUGAGUUUAAUUCGGAGAAGCUUAAAAAUAAUGCAUGUGCUUUCAAUUCUAAUGGAACACAAACAGCUUUGAAGCCAAAUGGAAUGCAUUUGCUUCAGGAACAGGGGAGCAUAUGCACUCGGCAAAGUAGCAGGAGAGCAUCUUGUGUUAAAAAUACGCCAGAAAAUGAACAGACGAGAACGUGGACUCGAUCAUACACGUUAAACCAGUCUUCAAUUCCGAGAAACAUUGCCGAAAAGGCAGAAGGUGGUCGUGUGGGGAAAAGAAAAAGAGGAAGGGUGAAAACAGAUAUCUGCCAUCCCCAGAUAGAUACUUCAACAAAUAGCUCCCCACAAUAUGAACAGCCACUACAACCUAUGAAAUCAACACCUGAAAAAAAUAGAUCUUUGGGGAAAAAAUGUGGAAGGUUACGAAAAGAGGAAGAGUCUUCAAUCCAUGCCUGUAGUUCGACAGUCUCUGGAGUAAAGAAAGAUCAAAAUGGAAAAGUUAAAAAGGGCAGACAGAAAUCAAAGUUUUGUAAAUCUACCUGUGAAGGAAAUACAGAUUAUUUCCCAUCCAACUGUAAAUCUGAGGAAGUUUGGGGGUCUGAUAUUUCUUGUAGCUAUUUAGAAUCUACUCCGAAACGUGGGACAUGCGGCCACGUUGGAUCAUACAAAUUCCCGCUCGUUUUAAGCAGCCAAAGAAAUAUUCCGUUUGAAAAUAAAAAUGAUUUGAGCCAAACCAGGGAAAUAAACCAGAAAAGGAAACGAGGGAAAAAGUGUGCAGAAUCUAAGGAGUGCCUUAAUGCCAGCAAGACUUCAGCUGAUUUGGAUGCGAAUGUGAAAUCAAGCAACAGGUCAAAUGUAGACUCUGCAGAAGAAGGGAGUCCAGAACAGCAUUUUAUGAGUACUAUUUUUGGGUUGCCUUUGGAUGGGCAAGUGAGCCCUAUUAAUGGAUGUAACCAGAAACAUACUAAUGUGGACAGCCCUCAGACGAACUGUCCUGCUGCUGAAAUAAGUAAGGAGGGAACAUUCAAUGCUUCAACCAUUACCAAAGAAGAAGGAACUUUAUCUAGCACAUUGCUGCAAACUCAUCUUGGGUCAUCAUUGUUUGAAAUCGAUGAAGUGGGAGUACAAUCAUCCUCUUUAUUGUCAGUAGAGUUUAGUUCACCAGACUGCCUUUCAACAAGCCAAUUCACAGAAGAGGUUAUGGAGGAAGAAGAUGACGAGAACCUUCCAAGCAUACUGGUGCACCAAGAUCAGUGGUCUGUCGCUGAAGGAAUGUUGGUGUGGUGUAAAUUCCGAAAGUACCCAUAUUGGCCUGCAAUGGUAAGAAGUGUAAAGAGUAGGAUCAAAAAGGCCAGCAUAUUGUUUGUGGAUGAAAAUAUAAUAGAUGUUGAAAGGAAUAAAAAAGGCUUUUGCGUGUCCAUAAGAACAUUAAAGCCCUUUGAUUGUGAGGAACGACAUCAAUUUACAGCUGCAGCAAGGCACGUUUACAAGAAUGCAAUUGAUUGGUGUGUGGCUCUAAUUGAUGACUAUCGAAUUAGAAGAGGUUGUGGGUCCUUCACAGGUUCCUUUGUUGAAUAUUGUACAGCUGAGCUCAGUAUCCCUGUACGAAAAUCAUUUGAACAAGAUCCUUCAUUAAUGACUUUUCCAUCCAGUUCGAUUGCAAGUCAGGUGGAAGGCCAUUCUGAUCCAGAAUACGACAUCACACCAACCAGACAACAGCCUACCAAGAAACUGCUCCCAGACAGGAAGAAAGCUGCCAGGGAUCGAGCAAAUGAAAAACUAGUGCAGUUCAUUGUCAAGGCCAGGGGAGUGGAGAAGCACCUUCAAGCUAUAAUUAAAGGGAAAAAGCACUCCAAGUGGCUUGAGGAGUUCAAAACCCGUACCCGCAACUCAAGUGUUAUUGACACCUACCUUGAAGACGACUGGCAGGUGGACAAAGUGAUCAACUAUUUAAAAAGCGUCUAUGAAAUGAGUGUGGGCACAGAGCUGUUGGUGGAUUGCGAGAGGUCCCGCUUUAUCCUGGAUGUCCUCUUACCAGAGGCCAUUAUUUGUGCAAUUGCAGAGGUGGAACAAAUAAGCAUUAAGAAAGCAGAGGAAAAAUAUAUGAAAGGACCUCUUCACAGCGAAAGGGAAGUUGAGCAUUUUAACAAGGAGAUUGAGAAAGAAAUGAAGCUGAAGCAACGCCAUUUGAAUGAGGAGGAAUCCACAAGCUAAAGCUUUUAUUCUUAAAAUGAAAAUAUUUGUACAUAAAAAGGGAAUGAAAUCCAUAUUUUUGUGCAACAAAGUCAUGUGAUUUUUGAUAGCAAGAUUUGUGUUAUAAAUUGUUGAAAUCAAGGUUGUACAACUAACUUGGGGGCUAAAGUCUUGUAAAUAUCCUAUCAGAGGAGGAUUAGUAAUGAGAAAAGACUUCAAUUAAACCUGAAGAUUUUAUAUUUUUUUCUAAAUUUUGAGUGACAAGCCAUAACAUUUCACAAAACUUGAUGUUCUUGCAAGUGCAGCAUAAAUUGAAAUCAUUUUUGUUUCCAUUCUCUUAUGCUCAGUAUUAAUGAAUUGUUGAUGUGUCUGCUUUUGAGCAGUAUUAAUAUUUCCUCCUGGACUGAAACAUUGAUUUUAGAAGGUUUUAAUCAAUCGUGAAAUGCAAAUGCUACUAUAGGAAGGCAGCGCACAGGCAAUAAUCUUGCAUUUGGAGACACGUCUGGUACUUUGUCAUCUCAGCACAGUGAUAGUUGAACUGUUAUUUCUUUGUUGGUUGCUAAUGUUUUGAGUUGUCAAAAUGUUAACGAGAAGUAAUGCAUGUUAGAUUUGAGUAACGUUUCGAAAAUGCAUACCCCAUUCAGUUUUUAACUAACGUUCAGUUUACCACAGUUUCAAAUUAAGACUGCAUGUUACACAGAGACCGACAGCUCAAUUUGGUAACAAUUCGAUAUUUGCACAAGCCUGCAUCCAAACUUUAUCAAAUUGACACUCUUAUGUGGAUUCGCAGGUGUGACAUCAACUGAACGUUUUAAUCUUGAGAUUGCAACAAUUUUCUUUGUUCAUGUAAAGUUUUCUUUAGCCAUGUAAAGUUUUUUUUUUAAGUCAAAUGGAUUCCUGAUUAUUUGAAAUUGUAUUUCAUAAUCUGUCUGGAUCCGUCAACAUGCAAUGUUUUAAGAAAAAUCUAAAUUCUG
Molecule: messenger RNA, 3837 nt
Organism: Leucoraja erinaceus (little skate)
Lineage: Eukaryota; Metazoa; Chordata; Chondrichthyes; Rajiformes; Rajidae
Product: PWWP domain-containing DNA repair factor 3B-like
Exons: 14
Coding region: 326-2884 (852 amino acids)
Source: RefSeq, a predicted model, not a curated record